GUUUUCGUCCAUGUUUUUCCGUCGAGUUGUGGGUGCGGCCUUGACCGCCGCCGUGGCCGUGACCGCACAGAACGUAUGCUGCAGUUCAUGCCUCAACUCAUUCCCGCUGACAUCGUACGACCCCUCGGUGUGGUCCAUCUGCUCCACGGCCCCAAAGCCCAACCCUGGUUGCUGCUUUUGUGAUAAGGACCAGACGAUCUCGCAACCCGCAUUCAAGCAAACCAUGAAGGCCGGGUCGACGCAGUAUUUGACGUUUCCAGGCGUUGAAAAGGUCACGUUCUCCUUCGUUCUGGACACGACGAAACCAUUUCAGCAUCCCAAACCGAGCGGAACACCGUUCACCAAGAACGCGGCCGGCAACUACGUUGUUUGUAUCGACACUCCCGGCACGCUGUACUUUCGCGGGUGGGGCAAAGAACUCAACAACUACCCGAAAGAGUGCACGCAAAUGACGUCCGAGUUGACCAUCACUGUCACCGAAGGCGACAAGGGGGUGACCUGCGAUGGGUCUACUCCCGACAAAGGCGGCAGCUCCACUCCGGCUCCAACAGGCAGCGACGGCAAGGAAGUGCCGUGCAAUCUCCAGCGCGGCAGUGUCAUCGACGGUGUGUGCGUAUGCGCGUCGGAUUACUCUGGUGCCCCUGAAUGCACCGGGUCGUCGUCGUGGAAGUGGAUUGUGUCGAUUUGUGGUGGCAUUGCUGCACUUCUCUCGAUCGGGAUUUCCGUCCGCCAGAUUCUCUUGUUUCGCAAGAAAAAGGCCGAGGACAAGGAGCGCGAAGAUGCCAUGGCAAAGUUGGAUACAGUUGAAGUCGUGAAUGUGUCGCAUGGCCACGAGCCCGACUACUAUAACGCUGGUCAAGCUGUAGCGAAGGCACCUCGCCGUAGUCCGGCUGGCCCGACCCGUAGUCCCGCCCAGAACAUGCCGCCAAAGCCAGACAGUCUACAGCCGUACCCCGUCGCUCGUGGAGGCAAUGGAAACUUGUCUCCUCGCCACAGCCGAGAGUACACGUUGUAGGCAGUGCACUUGCAGCAGUACGAACAAAAACAUGCCCUCAUUAUCUUACUUUGGC
Aphanomyces invadans is the source of this 1070-nucleotide messenger RNA. RefSeq lists its product as hypothetical. Lineage: Eukaryota; Oomycota; Saprolegniomycetes; Saprolegniales; Verrucalvaceae. Bases 11 to 1015 code for a protein of 334 amino acids. The record is from RefSeq and is a predicted model, not a curated record. The transcript is spliced from 2 exons.